This is a messenger RNA of Dibothriocephalus latus, 339 nucleotides long. The record is from the annotation of a GenBank genome assembly. NCBI's taxonomy places the organism in Eukaryota, Metazoa, Platyhelminthes, Cestoda, Diphyllobothriidea, Diphyllobothriidae.
AUGAAGCAGCCCACAGCACCGGCGGACUCGGAAAUGUCCCUCUCGAAGAUUGUGGAGUCUUUCCUCCUACACCAACACGCCCAGUGUCCCUACCCGGUCUCUGUGUGCCCGCGAUUCUCGCUCUACCAUCCGCAUCGAUGCCCCGAGCCCCAACAGGACUCCUCAAUUGACUACACUCGAAGGCUUUUCAUGCGAGAGGCCUUUUCUGGCUCUAUGCGCAUGCGCUGCUCACAGAAGUAUGAUAGGCGUUUCAUACACAGCCGCUUCCAGCCCAUCUCGGUCGUACGAGAACUGGAUGAGGACGUGCAAACAGCCGUCUGCUUUUCUGUAAGUGCUUAG